Racocetra persica is the source of this 2137-nucleotide messenger RNA. The record is from the annotation of a GenBank genome assembly. Lineage: Eukaryota; Fungi; Glomeromycota; Glomeromycetes; Diversisporales; Gigasporaceae.
CCAUCGGAAAGCAAAGUAAUAGCCAACGAAGAGAAUCAGGAUGAAGAGAUACUGGAUGAAAAAGGAGAGCAAAAAAUUACUAAAGAUGGAGAGCUUCUCGGAGGCCGAAAGUUUAAGGUACCAGUUUUUCAAUUGCCAACUCGUGGAAACACUUGGUAUAUGUGUUCUAUGGAUCCGGCCAAAGUUCUUGGAUUUCGUGAUAGUUAUUUGUUCUUUACGAAAAAUCAAUCAUUAAAAAGAAUAACUGUAACCGAUGAAGAGCGCGAUUAUCUCAUUUCUACAGGAAUUUUACCGACAAUUUUUCGAAGUAGACCAAUUGCUAUUGUAUCUGCAAGGUCAAUUUUUAAAAUGUUUGGUUCGAGAAUUAUUCAAAAUGGUAAACGGCGACGAGAUGAUUAUUUUGAAUCUUCGAUUAAAUUUGAUGAUGAUCCAAGUGGUAAAGACUCGGAGGCGGAAAGCACUAUUAAAGUCCUGCCAAGACGUUCCAAUACUAGUCACAUUAUUAUUAAUGAACCAAAUAGCUGGAUGUACCAGCUCGCGCUUUCUUCUAGAGAAUUUAACACACGAAUGAAAAUAUGUCGGCAUGAGAGUCUUAAAUUUUAUGAUCCUCACACUAACAUCGAGCAAGUCCCUCUUGAUACACAAUCAACGCGAAUUCGGGUGGAAAUGAUAUCACCACCAUUUCCAUUGUCUUCUCCGGCAAGAAAUAAUACAUCUACUACAAUUAUAGAACCAGAAAUUAAGUUUUAUCCACUUCCUGCAAAUCCACUUCGGACACUUGAAUCAGAGGUCAUGGAUGUUUUACCAGAAGAUAUAAAGAAAAUUGUUGUUGAUAUUAAAAAGAAAGAUGAAAUUGCCCGUUACGAGGAAGAAAAUAAGCAUCCUAUUGCAUUAAUGAGAAAUCAAAUCCAAACCUCAUAUCCAUUGCAUAGUUCAAGAUUUCAACCUGAUCCUUCCAAAACGGCAACACCUAUGGUACCUUAUAACCCUCCUAGAGCAACCGUUACGAAUGAUGAUCAACCUUAUAACUCGUACAAUAAAAAUUCGAUUUUAUCUCAAACAUCCAUUAAUCAAAAUCUGAACCAGAUCGGAAAAAUUGGGCCACAGUAUACGUCAAGUAAAGCAAAUCCUCAAUUUAUCUGUGGAGUCAUAACUGCUACAACUGGACAACCAUGUAGGCGUGCUGUAACCGCUGAUGGGGAAAGAUGUAUGUAUCACAAAGAUUCCUCCAAUGUACCUGGAAAAUCUUCUAUAAAGCCCAAAUCAGAGGUUGUUCAAAUGGAUUCAGUUAUGCCAAAUAUAACUGCCGAGUCUUCCAGAGUUGUACCAGCUUUUUCAUCGAAUACGCAGUCUUUUCUUGUUCUUCCGGAAAAUGCUUGUGCAAUAUGUUUUUCCACUACUCUUCCCACAACAAUCGCACCACCUGUGAACGGUGCACCAUGUUCAAAUACUCAUACUAUCAAAUGUUCCCAAUGUCAUCGCAAAUAUCAUCCACUUUGUCUCUCCCUCACUACCCCAAGGCUUAUGGUAGCUAUGGAAAGUUACCAAUGGCUAUGUAACGAUUGUAAAACAUGUGUUGUAUGUAGAACAUCUGGUGAUGAAGCGACACUAUUAAUUUGCGAUGAUUGUGACCGUGGUUGGCAUCUUGAUUGUAGCUCACCAAAAGUAACGGAAGUACCACAAGGUCCUUGGCUAUGUUCACUCUGUGCGCAAUGUGACUCAUGUGAUGAAAAAGCUGCGUCUCUAAAUGAUGCGGCAAGUGGUUAUCAUCAUAUUAAUGCAAAACCUGAAAAUGUAAAUUAUCCAAUUUAUUUGGCAACUAUUUGCGGCAAAUGUAAAGACAAUUUCUCUCAAGAUCGUUUUUGUCCUAUAUGUCUCAAAACAUACUCUGAAGAUGAACAAGAAAGUGAUGACGACAAGGAUAUGAUUUGUUGCGAUCAAUGUGAUAGAUGGAUUCACUCUAGAUGUGAUUCGGCUCUUACACCUGAAUUAUAUCAAGAAUUGGUUGAAGUUCCUGAUACAAAGUACAAAUGCCCGCUGUGUAAGGGGCUAAUUCAAACUUUAGUUGAAGGGAGUGAAGAACAAUAUAAAGCAUUAUCUGGAUUUCCAAUGGCGAAACCAGUUGCCUCGAUCUCAG